GACAGAAACUAGAAAGAAAAAAGAGAGAAAGAGAGAGAGAGAGAGAGAGAAAGGAAGGAAGAAAGAAAGAGAUCUUCCGGUGCGGAUUCCGGCAAUUUCCGGCAGCAAAAAUGGGCGUGGUACCGAGCUACUGCUCGACGAAGGAACUCGUAUACGUGAUCGUCGGAAUAGUACUGAAAUAAGCGGAGUCACGGAUAUCAAAAGAAUAUAGCGCGAAAUUGAGACAAUUCGGAGUUUUCAACAAAUAGACGAUUAAUCCCCACACUUCGACACUAGCAAGAGAUUGGAAGGAUGAUAAUUUCUGCAAAAUUUGUACAAGGUGAUCAAAGGGGCCCGGCUACAUGACUUGAUUUAAUUAACUUCUUAGUUAAUUAAAGGACACAAGGUUAAUUAAGCAAAGUGCAUGGCUGGACGCUUCAUUUGGAUUGUUUGGUUAAUUAACCAAGCCAAUAAAAUUUUGACACGUGGCAUGCUGAUCUUUCUCACAAAACAAAUUAACAGACUCAUUUUCUCUUCUUCUCUCACGCGCACACCAUUUUCUCUUCUUCCUUACUCUCUCAUGUUACCACGUGCCUAACCCUAUCCUUUAUUCUCUCCUAUCUUGCAAUCACCAAGACCACCCAGGCACCCAUAUAUAAAAAAAAAAACGUUCUAUUCUUCUAAAGAGGGGAGAACCAACAGAGAACAGAGCCGCACCACCUCAAAACAGAGGCAGCCCCUUUGGGCUGCUCUCUCUCUCUCUCUCUCUCCUCAUUCUCCUCCAUUUUUCCUCUUUUCUUUAGUUUUAUUUUAGGAAUUUUAAGGAUUUACUCACACAAAGCUUCAAGGAUCUAUCAAAGGGCUCAACCUCUACAAGACUCAAGAUUUGGGUAAUUGUGGGAGUUAUAAUUCAAGAGUAGUCAUGUUGGCUUUCUAGCUAAUUGUGGCUAUCAUUGUUUUCUCCUACACUUCUCUUUUCUUUUCUCUUUGAAUUUUGUAGUUUUGAUGUCUAUAAUUAUGGGUUGUGAGUAAUUUUCUUGUUGGGUUUUAGGGUUGUGUCCCUAACCCAAAUUUUGUGUAAAAGAUGUUUAAUUUAAUGUAAUGAUGCAAUUUUCAUAUGAUGGAUGCUUAUAUCUAUUUUUGUUGGGUUAAAAUGCAUGUCUAGGAGCCUAGUCAACUCUAGGGUGUGUAUUUUGAGCAUGUCUAGGAUGGAGUUAGGGGCUUGACUCCCUCUAAUUCCUAAGCUAGAAACCUUCAAUUUCGUAUUCGAGGGGUUAUAAGCAUGGUGAUUUACACCCGUUGCGUGAUUGCGCGGGCGGGUCGCUUAGUAGUUUAAUUCCUCGAUCUCUAUGCCUCUUGAUGUGAAUUAGUGACCCUUGAACCGGCUCUAAUUCAUGUCAAGUGAGUCCCUACGGCCCUUGAACCGGAGUAGGAAUACCAUGAAAGGGAAUUUCGGUCCUUGAGCCUUGAACCGCCUUGGAUACGACUACCGCCAAAAUAGGAAAUAUGCAUCUAUAUUAGAUUAGCUUCCGACACAUGAGAUUUGGGUGAAGGAAUCUCCCUAACACCCAACAUUCUCAUUUUUAUUGUUUACAUUUCAUUUUUAUUUUUUAUUGCUUUACAUAUCAUUAUUAUUUGUUAAGUUAGAAUCAACCCCCAAACAUUAAACUCUUCCACUCAUUUGUGCAUAUCCACCACUAGGCUCUUAGUUUUGAUUAGGCUUUGGUGAAAAUCAAAGCCGAGCAUUGCUAAGGCUUGGGUGCCUUAGAUUAGCCUUUUUAUUUAUUUUCUUUUUCUUUUUCUUUUGUUUGCUAAGUGUCUUUAUUUCCGAUUACCCAAGAAUUGUGGGUUAGCCACUAAUCCCCGUGGUACGAUAACUUUGGGCAAAAUAUUUCCCUAUCUUGACAAUGAUACGUACGCUUGCGUAAAUGUGUAUUCAAGUCAAUGGCGCCGUUGCCGGGGAUUAGGGUUUAAUAGCCUUAAUCCCUUGGUAAAUCGGUUCUUUAGGUCACAUUAGCAUAUUUUUGUUUCUUUAUUAAAAAAAAAAAAAAAAAUCGGUUGUUUAUUUUGUUUGCUUAUUCUCCAAUUUUAUAUUUUUUUUUUUUGGUUACUAAUCUUUCUUUUGGGAACUCAUAGGUACUUAUUUUGUAUAAAUUUGAGCUAUGGAUCGAUGGAGUUAUUCAUGGGAAAACCCAAUGGGAUAUGAGCAACCUCCUCAAGAUCAACCUUAUGCACCUUCAAAGUCAUCCAUCGAAGAAUUGUUUGCUCAAUUCAAAGCUAUAAGUGAGAGUGUAGAUCCAAUCAUGGAGCAAUUCAAGGCUAGCCUACUUCAAGAGCAACCUCCCACCACUUUAUAUUUGCAAGAGCCUUUCUUUGAUCAAGUGGAGCCUAUUUCAAGAGAAGAAGUACAUAUCAAGCAUCUUGAGCAAGAGUCGUUUAUGCAAAUUGAUGAUUAUAGUGAUGUUGAUGUACAAGAAAGUGAGCUUGGUUAUGAAAGUUUCAAUGCAAGUGAGGUGAGAGACUACACUUCGGAGGAAUGGGUGCAAUAUUGGAAAUCUAAGCUUCCUAAUGGAGGGGAGAUAUUUGAAGAUGAUUCCGAUGAAGAGGAUGUCUUUUCUAGUGAGGAGGAUGCGGAGUUUGAAGUGAUGCACCACAAUCCCUUAUUCAUUGAGGCCGUACUUGAACAUGAUUCCAAAGAGGAGGAUGACUUAUCUAGUGAGGAGGAUGCAGAGUUUGAAGUCAUACACCAUAAUCCAUUGUUCAUCGUGGAGGAUGCGGAGUUUGAAGUCAUACACCAUAAUCCCUUAUUCAUUGAGGUCGAUAUUCCCAUGGAGGAAGAAAGUCCUUCAAUACUUUGUGAUGAUGAAGAAAUUGAAGAGCCAAGGACUUUCUUGCCUCCCACAUCCAUGGAGAUCCAUCAUGAGCUUCCCAAGGUGGAUUGUAGAAUAUUGAGCACUUAUGUUAUUCAUGAGAAUGUUGAGAAUAAGGUACUUUUACCACUCAAUCCACCAUUAAGUGGCCAAUGUUUCUACAAUGAGGUGAUGGAUUGGAAAGGAAAUGAACCUCUUGCACUCAACCUUUCCCAUCACUUGCAAGAGCUUCUACCACCUAUUGUUCCUAUGUGCAUCAUUUCUACAUCACUUGAGAAGGAGAAGGCAAGGAUAGCUCCUAGAAGAAAUAUUGAGAAGAAGGGGAAGAUUAAGAAGCUACACUUUUGCUCACCAAUUAGAAUAUUCAUAGUUAGCUCCUGGUCUUGCCUCUAUGACACAUCAAAGAGUCCCUUAGCCCCAAACAAUAGGGUGGUCGCACUUGAGAAGUAUCCACCUUGACAAAGAUUACAUUUUAUGGACCGGCAAUGAAGUCCUUAAACAAAGCGCUCGCUAGGGAGGCAACCCUAGCACAUCAUCGGUAGUAUUUCUUCCUUUAUAGUUUAUUUUUGUGGUGAAUAAAGCUUUUUGGUCAUUUUUGGGAGGAUGGGAGGUGUUCGGAAUUGGAAGUGUGAAGAAAGAGUGAAUGUGAUAGAGAGCAGUUUCUGUCCAGAAAUUGCAGUUCAUUUUGGGUGACUAAAUUUUCAGAUUUACAUGUUAUUUUGAGCUGAAUUUCUCUGGAGAUAUUCCUCUAUAUGUCUACUCUCUAGUGCCAAAAUUUCAGCCUUGUUGAGUCACUGGAACUCAAGCUACUUAAUGGUCAAUGCAAGGAGGUCAGAACAGAGACAGCUACUGUAGAGUGACUUUGGGAAGCUACACCUUCUAUAUCCCAAGCAAUUUGGAGCUAAAAUUUUUCAGAGAUGUGUCUUCACAUGUCCUCUAUAUACAGGAGAAACAGUUUUUGAUUUGAACCUUCCUAGCUUCAGAUAUGGUCUUCUGAGUGACAGAGGUCAGAAACAGGGCAUAGCAGAAACUGCAGAACAUAACAGUGAGUUUGGAGGCCAACGAUUUUUGACUCAGAAUUGAUUUUUCAGUGAAAUUUUAAUAGAAGGUAUCUCGAUGAGUCUACUUUCAUUUUCAGUUGGUCUCACUCUCUUUGCACCUCUGGAGCCCGACUUAUUGCAGUUUUGGUGACUGAGGGUCAGCAGAAGUCUUCAUGACAGAUUGGCAACUUUGACCAGCUAUAGUUUUCAUCUCCAUUGGAGAUAGGUGGAUUACCUUAUAUGGAUAGAAAGCUCUCUGAGUCUACUUUCUAUUACAUGAGGUCUCACUUAUUUAUCUAUUUCUGAGUUUGAGAUAUGGGCAUUUGAAGACAAAAAGGUCAUUGCUGGAAGUCUUCUGCACUCACUAGUUUUGUUCACUCGGGUUGGUUGGACUUCUUUGCACUUCAUUCCAUCUGUGGAGGGUUAUAUGGGCAGUCGUGAGGUGUGUUGGAUGUGGUCAAGGCCAUGUGCUUAAUGGAGGACUCUUUUCCUUAUUCUUUGAAGUGGUUGUUGUGUGACGCAUUGCUCUAGGACAUUCUAUGUUCAAAAUGGAGUCGUUCUUUUUAUGAGCACCUUGCGCUAGCUUGGAGCAUACGUUAAGGAAGUCAAGGCCUUGUGCCUUGAGGUUGGUGUCUCAUAUUUGUCUUCUCCGAAGGUCGUGCGCAAUGGUGGUCUACAAAGGGGGUUUCCGUAACUUUUCUCCGCAUUUAGAUUUUUAUUUUCUUAGUUAAAUUUUUGUGCUUUCACCCGGACUUCACUCUCAUGCCUAAAUCCAACAUGGAUUUAGCUUUCGAGCUCACUUUACAACAUUGAGGACAAUGUUGGUUUUAAGUGUGGGGGUGAGGGCUCGGAUGCCCUAUUUUCGUCAUUUAAAAAAAAAAAAAAAUUAGAUUAGCUUUUUGUAAUUAGAAUUUAGUGGUUAAUGCCUUUUCCAACCCCAAUGACGAGCCAUGGACUUAACUUGUUAUGAUUGUGAAUAGAUUGAGCAUGAUCUAGGGCUUUGAAUUUGUCUUGUAAUUGAGUGUAUAUGUGAUCUAUGCUUGACUAUAUGUGUGCACAUAGCCUAAGGUUAGGUUGGUUCAUCAUAAUUAGAGAAGCAUAUAGGUGAUUUGAUUAACUUGCAUGCCUUAUUUGUGAGCUUUUGAGCCUAAUAUAGUGUAUGCAUUGUUCAUUCACUUUUUAUUUCAUGUGUGUGCAAUUUCAUGACAUUGCGUAUCUAGAACUUGCUUGAGACCUCUCGAGGCUACUUUUAGCUUGCGACAUGAUAGAAAGGAUUGAGGCAUUAGGACUAUAUACCACCAUGGCCAAAGAAGCAUGUGCCCAAAAAUAUUUACCACUAGAUUGCCAGUUUGAGCCUAUUUAUUUUAUUUAGCCUUUUUAUUCAUUUGCACCACAAAUUCCUACCUAGCCUAUACACUUAUAUCCUACCCUUCCAUGGUAGUUGGUGAAGCGAUUCGAGAGAAUGACUUUAUGUUUGAGUGCUUCAAAAGAAAAAAAAAGUCAAAAGUGUGAGGUUACAAAAAAGAAUAAGUGUGGGGGUGAGUGAUUUGUAUAGAAAAG
Molecule: messenger RNA, 5449 nt
Organism: Rosa rugosa (rugosa rose)
Lineage: Eukaryota; Viridiplantae; Streptophyta; Magnoliopsida; Rosales; Rosaceae
Exons: 3
Coding region: 2142-3308 (388 amino acids)
Source: RefSeq, a predicted model, not a curated record